AUGGACAACCUGACAUUUACAAACAGCAUUCUGCUGGUGGAGGGACUGAAAGUUACACCUCAGUCAUCUUAUCCUGUUUUUAUCCUGCUUCUCUUGACAUAUGCCUUUAUUAUGGUAUCUAAUAUUGGACUUAUAAUUCUCAUCUCAACAGAAAAGAACCUGCAUCACCCAAUGCAUUUCUUGUUCUGCAAUCUACCCCUGAAUGAUAUACUGGGGACUACUGUUAUAUUGCCACGCUUACUGUGGGAUAUCUUUAGGGAAAGCUCAGAGCGAUAUAUUACAUACACUGAGUGUGUCAUUCAAGCAUAUUUUGUACACGUAUUUGCAGCAGCAUGCCACUAUGUGUUAAUGAUCAUGGCUUUUGACAGAUAUGUGGCUAUAUGUAAUCCAUUACGAUAUUCAGCUAUAAUGACAAAUAAAAAAGUGAUUAGAUUAUCGGCAUAUGCCUGGGGGGUGGCAAUAGUUGUUGUGACAGUCAUGUUAGGCCUUACUGUUCGUCUCUCUCGCUGCAGAUAUAAAAUUGAAAAUCCUUUCUGUGACAAUGCCUCGCUGUUUAAACUGUCCUGUGAAGAUGUAUCUGUAAAUAAUGUGUUUGGACUUAUAUAUACUGUAAUUUUAUGCUGCGUGUCAAUAUUGUAUAUUUUUAUAACAUAUGUUAAGAUUGCUACUGUGUGUCUUACCAGAAAAAGCAAAGCACUCAAUAGCAAAGCCAUAAAAACCUGCAGCACUCAUUUAGCUGUUUAUUUAAUUAUGUAUGUAUGUGGAGCCACUUUUAUUACUUUGCACCGUUUCAUUGAAUAUGCAGAAAAUAGGAAACUAGCUAGUAUAAUGUUUCACAUUGUACCACCCGGUUUAAAUCCUUUAGUAUAUGGUUUACAAACCAAAGAGAUAAGAGAAAAGAUUAUUAAACUAUGCCGAAGGAAAAGGAAAUAA
Molecule: messenger RNA, 933 nt
Organism: Paramisgurnus dabryanus
Lineage: Eukaryota; Metazoa; Chordata; Actinopteri; Cypriniformes; Cobitidae
Product: olfactory receptor 8G17-like
Biological process (GO): G protein-coupled receptor signaling pathway; detection of chemical stimulus involved in sensory perception of smell
Cellular component (GO): membrane
Molecular function (GO): odorant binding; G protein-coupled receptor activity; olfactory receptor activity
Source: RefSeq, a predicted model, not a curated record